Messenger RNA from Dromaius novaehollandiae (emu), 1815 nucleotides. Its product is annotated as E3 ubiquitin-protein ligase RNF167-like. The record is from RefSeq and is a predicted model, not a curated record. NCBI's taxonomy places the organism in Eukaryota, Metazoa, Chordata, Aves, Casuariiformes, Dromaiidae. The transcript has 10 exons. Gene Ontology annotation, molecular function: zinc ion binding. Bases 16 to 1752 code for a protein of 578 amino acids.
GGGAAGUACCGCGAAAUGCCGCCUCUGCUGAGGGGCACCGCCCGAGUGCCCCGGUACCGCCCCGAGGAGGGUACCGCGGCGUGCCGGGAAGUGCCAGGCACGAGGAGGGGCACCGCCCGAGUACCACCCCCGGGGAGUGGUACCACCCGAGUACCACCCAAAUACCACCCCCGAGGAGUGGUACCACCCAAAUACCACACGAGUACCACCCCCGAGGAGAGGUACCACCCAAGUACCACCCCCGGGGAGUGGUACCACCCGAGUACCACCCAAAUACCACCCCCGAGGAGUGGUACCACCCAAAUACCACACGAGUACCACCCCCGAGGAGAGGUACCACCCAAGUACCACCCCCGGGGAGGAGUACCACCCGAGUACCACCCAAAUACCACCCCCGAGGAGUGGUACCACCCAAAUACCACACGAGUACCACCCCCGAGGAGAGGUACCACCCAAGUACCACCCCUAGGGAGGGGUACUGCCCAAGUACCACCCAAGUACCGCCCCCGAGGAGGAGUACCGCCUGAAUACCACCCCCAAGGAGGAGUACCGCCCAGGUACCACCCAAGUACCGCCCAGGUACCACCCAAGUACCACCCCCGAGGAGGAGUACCGCCCGAGUACCACCCAGGUACCGCCCAAGUACCGCCCAGGUACCGCCCAAGCACCACCCCCGAGGAGGAGUACCGCCGAGCACCACCCCGGGAAGGAGCCCCCCCGGCACCCCUCUCCAGGAGCACCCCCAAACGCUCGCCCUGGAGCCCAGGUACCGCCGCGCGCCGCCCCGGGGAAGUACCAUCGGAGGUCGUGGCCGUCUCCGCGAUGCGGCCGGGCCCCGUCGCCCUCCUGACCGCCGCCGCCGCGCUGCUGCUGCCCGCCGCGGCCUACAUCCACGCGGUGCUGGACCCCAACGCCACCAUGGAGUUCUCGGACCUUCCGGCGCUCUUCGGCGCCCCGCUGCCUCGCGAAGGCCUCCUGGGCUUCGUGGUGGAGGCGCGGCCCAGCAACGCCUGCCGGCCCAUCGCCCCGGCGCCCGGCGCCAACGGCAGCGUCUUCAUCGCCCUGGUGCGCCGCUACGACUGCGACUUCGACGUCAAGGUGCUGCACGCGCAGCAGGCUGGCUUCGGUGCCGCCGUGGUGCACAACGUGGACUCGGAGAAGCUGCUCAACAUGGUCUGGAACGACGAGCGGCUGCGGGAGCGGAUCGCCAUCCCGGCCGUGUUCGUGGGGCAGCGCGCCGCCGCCUUCCUCCGCGACACCUUCAGCUACGCCCGCGGGGCCCACGUCGUCCUCGUCCCCGAGUACGUCUUCCCCCUGGGCUACUACCUGGUGCCCUUCACCGGCGUCGUGGGCGUCGUCGUGGCCGUCAUGUGCACCGUGCUGGUCGUGCGCUGCCUCCAGCACCGCAAGCGGCUGCGGCGGAACCGGCUGUCGCAGGAGCAGCUCAGCAAGAUCCCGGUGCACCGGUACCGGAAAGGGGACGAGUACGAGGUCUGCGCCAUCUGCCUGGACGAGUACGAGGAGGGCGACCGGCUGCGGGUGCUGCCCUGCGCCCACGCCUUCCACAGCCGCUGCGUGGACCCCUGGCUGACCCGCACCCGCCGCACCUGCCCCGUCUGCAAGCAGCGGGUGCCGCCGGGCGCCGAGGAGGCGGCACCCGAGGGCGACGCGGGGGCGGGGGGGGCGGCGGGGGGGCCCCCCCUGGGUGCUGCCUCCGAGCGCACCCCGCUGCUGCCCCCCGCCCCCAUCUGACCCGGACGCCGGGGCCCCUCUGCGCCCCCCCCACCCCCCAAAUAAAGGCUCGUGGCCAACUCG